AUGCGCCUACCUGUGACUUCGCCUUCACCACCUCCACCACCUGGCGCAGGUACAUGUCGUUCAGCUUCCUGUUGUGCUGGGCCACGGCGAAGUUCAUAGCAUUCUGGACACGCUCGUCGUUCACAUCUACGUCCGUGAAGCCUCCAACCAGGCCGGUCAAUCCGACCGUGAAAAGGGCCGAAAGACAAACAAAAGCAAUCUUCCACAUCAUGGUUCCCGAGGAUGGAUCGCUGUUGCACAAAAACAAGAACAAAAACAAGCUCACGAUGAGCUGCAGCCUGGUAUUUAUAUAAGACAGUGACGUCACGGAGGGGGCGUGGCUUAUCGGUCACAAUCUCUGCAACACAAACCUGCACGAAAACCUGUUGGGCAUGAUUUAAAACUGGUCAUAUACCGACCGUGUAAACUUUCUGACUGUGGACUUCUUUUUAAAGCAGAUUCUUGAGACCAACGGGUGCGUAUAAACAGGUCCAAAGUCUUUUACGGCACCAUGCAACGACUUCAUGUUUUGCAAGAAACUUUCUUCAGCCUUGAAGUAUUUCAGCAGCAGCUUGUAAUUGGGUCUGCAGCUGCAGCCUGUGGGUUAGGCCUGCUGGCCUGUGCAGUGCUCAGAAGAAACAAAGUGAAAACUAUUCCUCUCGGUAAAGGCUGGUGGGGAGCAGGAGAGAAGCCCCUGUCAGAGGAUGACAAGAUCUAUCCAUUCACUGUGGAGACAUCUGAUAAAGAGAUUGAGGACCUUCAUGAGCGCAUUGACAAUGCACGCUACACUGAGUCCUUAGAAGACUGUGGCUUCCACUAUGGCUUCAACUCAGCUUACCUUAAAAAAGUGAUUUCAUACUGGAGGAAUGGGUUUGAUUGGAAAAAGCAGGUGACAGUGCUUAACAAGUAUGCACACUUCAAAACCAAAAUAGAAGGAGUCGACGUGCACUUCAUUCAUGUUCGCCCACCACACCUGGAGAAUCAGAAGGUUCUGCCUCUGAUGCUUGUUCACGGCUGGCCCGGCUCCUUUUACGAGUUCUACAAGAUUCUGCCACUUCUGACACAGAACCGCGAUGGUGUUGUGUUUGAGGUCAUAAUUCCAUCCAUCCCUGGCUACGGCUUCUCGGAGGCCCCUCAUAAACAAGGAUUUGACAGUCUGGCUGCGGCCCGAAUUUUUCUGACACUGAUGGAGCGCUUGGGGUUUUCUCAGUUCUAUCUGCAAGGAGGAGACUGGGGCUCUUUAAUCACCACUAACAUGGCACAGAUGAAGCCUGAGUGUGUGAGGGGACUCCACCUAAACAUGUGGAACAUGAAAAGAGGUUUCAAAGUGUACCUGUCCAUCAUGUUUGGUCGUUAUCUGCCCUUCCUCGUCGGUUUCAGCCGGGAAGAUGUUCGCAGGUUGUACCCUUUUUUUGAGAAGAAUGUCUGGGAACUGCUGAGGGAAACGGGCUACUUUCACAUUCAGGGCACUAAACCAGACACUGCAGGCCGUGGAUUGAACGACUCUCCGGUUGGCUUAGCGGCAUACAUUCUGGAGAAGUUCUCCACCUGGACUGAUCUUAAAAACAGAGAUCUAUUGGACGGUGGGCUGGAGAGGAAAUUCACCCUGGACGACCUCUUAACAAACGUCAUGAUCUACUGGACGACAGGCUCCAUCAUUUCCUCCAUGCGUUUCUACAAAGAGAAUUUGAAGAGUAACAUUGAGAAUAGAAUUGAUUCAAAAACCGGGAUCUUUGUGCCCACGGGACUGGCUGCUUUUCCAAACGAGCUGAUGCAUUGCCCUCAAGUAUGGGCACAAGCAAUGUAUCAAAACAUCCGGUCCUACAAUUUCAUGCCUCGAGGUGGCCACUUCGGUGCCUUUGAAGAGCCCCAGCUGCUAGCCAACGACAUCAUCCAGUUUGUCAAGAAGGUGGAGAAGCUCUGAGCUCUUGAAUGUACUCGCAGACCAAUGGAGUUUGGUGCCAUUUGUUUAUUAUAUCUGAUCAUUCCUCACACAUAUACACACUGCCACACACACAAAUCCCUGUUUCUCUGACCGUUCUCAUCUUCUGCUUGAUUUGCAACAUUACUUAGAUCAUUUGUAAGUUUCAACAAAUGUAAACAUGUUCACAGUGCCUGGUACAUAAAUAUGUCCUCAGAUGGAACAAAAAACAUUUAAUUCAUUAAACUUCAAGUUAUGUUCUUAAAACUAUUGCACGUUAUUCUGCUUAAUGUAUGUGGAAAUGUGUAAAAUGCAGGUUUUUUGUUUUUUAUAAACAGUUCCUGUUGUAUUACAUGCUUAUUAGAAUAAAAACAUUCAGUACUUUCGAAGACUUUAAAAAAAUA
Cololabis saira (Pacific saury) is the source of this 2304-nucleotide messenger RNA. It is a transcript of the gene ephx5, whose product is annotated as epoxide hydrolase 5. NCBI's taxonomy places the organism in Eukaryota, Metazoa, Chordata, Actinopteri, Beloniformes, Belonidae. Gene Ontology annotation, molecular function: epoxide hydrolase activity. Gene Ontology annotation, biological process: arachidonate metabolic process; epoxide metabolic process. The record is from RefSeq and is a predicted model, not a curated record. Bases 491 to 1903 code for a protein of 470 amino acids. The transcript has 10 exons.